Messenger RNA from Spinacia oleracea (spinach), 1480 nucleotides. Its product is annotated as RING-H2 finger protein ATL16. The record is from RefSeq and is a predicted model, not a curated record. Gene Ontology annotation, molecular function: transferase activity. Gene Ontology annotation, biological process: protein ubiquitination. The transcript has a single exon. Lineage: Eukaryota; Viridiplantae; Streptophyta; Magnoliopsida; Caryophyllales; Amaranthaceae. Bases 156 to 1235 code for a protein of 359 amino acids.
UCCCUACAACACCCCAUACCUCCAAAAUAAAGAACCAAUUACUACACAAACUCAAACUUUUAGAUGUUUGUGUUCCCCUUCAUUGGAGAUCUCACUCAAAACACUAACUUCAUAAAACCCCAUACUUUAAUAUUCAUUUCAAAUCUCAUCAAGUUAUGGAUUCAUCCACCAAACUCCAAUGGCAACCACCACCACCACUACAACCACCACCACCGCCGCCACCGCCAAGCCACAUUUCAUCAACCUCGGAUUUCCCUAUAGCAAUAGCAUUAUUAGCCAUUAUGGCAGUAGCCAUCCUCCUUAUAAGCUACUACAUUUUCGUAAUCAAGUGUUGCUUAAAUUGGCAAAACCUCGACCCUUUACGAAGGUUCUCGAUUUCGAGGACCCCACGUAACGACGAGGGGUCCAUUAUCUCGUUCUCCCCGAUGAUGGAACCCUUCCAUCAUCGGGGACUCGACGAGUUUCUCAUCAACAACAUCCCUUCAAUACAAUACAAGUCCGCCACCCAAGGCGGCACGUUAGCCGCCCUAGGUGGUGGCGGCGGCGGCGGUGGUGGUGGAAGUAGAAGUUUUAGAGGUUGCGCCGUAUGCUUAAACAAAUUCGAGGAGAAAGAAAUGCUAAGAGUUCUUCCAAGGUGUAACCACACAUUUCACUUAGAUUGCAUUGAUGUUUGGCUCUUAAACAAUGCAAGUUGUCCUCUUUGUAGGUCAAAUAUUUCAGGAAGGAAGACUAAAUACCCUCUCAUUGCACCGAGUUCUUCGCCUCAAGAAGAACUAAUCAUCUCCCCUAAUAAUAUGUUUAGUGGGAGUUUAAGCAUGAUUAGCUUAAACGGGGAUGAUGAUCAAGAUUAUUUAGUUACUGAAGAAUCAUCGUCAUCGUGGAAGUUGAAUAAUAAUAAUCAUAAUAAUAACUUCUCCAUUAUGGGAGAUGAGUGUAUUAUUAAUGUAAGGGAGAAAGAUGAGCAAUUUGAGGUGCAACAACCAAUUAGGAGGUCUUUCUCAAUGGAUUCGGUUGCGGAUCGUGGGUUAAUCUUGCAAGUUCAAGAGAUUAUAAGGAGGAAUCAUAGGCAAUUAUAUGAUAAUUGUAAUAAUAAUGAGGUUAGUAUUAGUUUAAAUGAAGAGUGUAACCAUAAUAAUGUUGGUAAUGGAAGGAUUAGGAGGUCGUCUUUUUUUUCAUUUGGUCAUGGUCGAGGUUCUAGAAGUUCUUCAAUUCUUCCUAUUGAGUGUGAUCGAUGAUGAUCCAUGGAUUUCUUCAAUCUUGUAAUUUGAUCUCUCUAUAUAACAUUCUAUUCAUUCAAUUGUUCUUAUAUAUUUUUUGGUGUUAACGUACACCCGGUUCACCCAUUGGGCUAAUCUGAAUUCGGGGCGAGUUCUGGAUGGAUAGGUUCUCGGUUCAAUUGUUCUUAUAUAUUGGGAAUGUUUGACAAUCUGCUGGUGAGUGUUUUACUUAGUUUGUUUGACUGGUUUUUGUGUUGAUUUUU